Molecule: messenger RNA, 5209 nt
Organism: Tachyglossus aculeatus (Australian echidna)
Lineage: Eukaryota; Metazoa; Chordata; Mammalia; Monotremata; Tachyglossidae
Gene: CTNND1
Product: catenin delta 1
Exons: 19
Coding region: 19-2913 (964 amino acids)
Biological process (GO): cell-cell junction assembly; cell-cell adhesion
Cellular component (GO): adherens junction; plasma membrane; cytoplasm
Molecular function (GO): cadherin binding
Source: RefSeq, a predicted model, not a curated record
GCCCUGCCCCUCACCGUCAUGGACGACUCCGAGGUGGAGUCGACCGCCAGUAUCCUGGCCUCUGUGAAGGAGCAGGAGGCCCAGUUUGAGAAGCUGACCCGGGCGCUGGAGGAGGAACGGCGUCACGUCUCGGCGCAGCUGGAGCGCGUCCGGGUCUCGCCGCAGGACGCCCACCCCAUCCUGGCCAAUGGCACCCUCACCCGUCGGCACCAGAACGGACGGUUUGUGGGCGAUGCUGACCUGGAGAGGCAGAAAUUUUCAGAUCUGAAACUCAACGGACCACAGGAUCACAGUCACCUACUGUAUAGUACCAUUCCCAGGAUGCAGGAGCCAGGGCAGAUUGUGGAGACCUACACCGAGGAGGACCCUGAAGGAGCCAUGUCUGUCGUCUCCGUGGAGACCUCCGAUGACGGUACCACCCGGCGAACCGAGACCACGGUCAAGAAAGUGGUGAAGACGGUCACGACGCGGACGGUCCAGCAGGUCCCGGUGGGGCCGGAUGGGCUCCCGGCGGACGGCUCCUCCGUCUCCAACAACUACAUCCAGACCCUGGGCCGAGACUUCCGCAAGAACGGCAACGGCGGGCCCGGCCCCUACGUGGGCCAGGCGGGCACCGCCACCCUCCCCCGGAACUUCCACUACCCCCCGGACGGGUACGGCCGCCACUACGAAGACGGCUACCCGGGCGGGGGCGACAACUACGGCAGCCUGUCCCGGGUGACGCGCAUCGAGGAGCGCUAUCGGCCCAGCAUGGAUGGCUACCGGGCCCCCAGCCGGCAGGACGUCUACGGGCCGCAGCCCCAGGUGCGGGUGGGCGGGAGCAGCAUGGAUCUGCACCGCUUCCACCCGGAGCCCUACGGGCUGGAGGAUGACCAGCGCAGCGUGGGCUACGACGACCUGGACUACGGCCUGAUGCCCGAGUACGGCACGGCGCGCCGCACCGGGACCCCCUCCGACCCCCGCCGGCGGCUCAGGAGCUACGAAGACAUAAUCGGCGAGGAGGUGCCCUCCGACCAGUACUACUGGGCCCCCCUGGCCCAGCACGAGCGGGGCAGCCUGGCGAGCCUAGACAGCCUGCGCAAAGGGGGUCCACCGCCCCCCAACUGGCGGCAGCCCGAGCUGCCCGAGGUGAUCGCCAUGCUGGGCUUCCGCCUGGACGCGGUCAAGUCGAAUGCCGCGGCCUACCUGCAGCACCUGUGCUACCGCAAUGAUAAGGUGAAGACGGACGUGCGGAAGCUGAAGGGCAUCCCCGUGUUGGUGGGGCUGCUGGACCAUCCCCAGAAGGAGGUCCACCACGGGGCCUGCGGGGCCUUGAAGAACAUCUCCUUCGGCCGGGACCAGGACAACAAGGUGGCCAUCAAGAACUGCGAUGGCGUUCCUGCCCUUGUGCGGCUGCUGCGCAAAGCUCGGGACCUGGACCUCACCGAAGUCAUCACCGGCACGCUGUGGAAUCUCUCUUCCCACGACUCGAUCAAGAUGGAGAUCGUGGACCACGCGCUGCACGCCCUGACGGACGAGGUGAUCAUCCCCCAUUCCGGCUGGGAGCGGGAACCCAACGAGGACUGCAAACCGCGCCACAUCGAAUGGGAGUCGGUGCUCACCAACACCGCCGGCUGCCUCAGGAACGUCAGCUCGGAGCGGAGCGAGGCUCGCCGCAAGCUCCGGGAGUGCGACGGGCUCGUGGAUGCCCUCAUCUUCAUCGUCCAGGCGGAGAUAGGGCAGAAAGAUUCCGACAGCAAGUUGGUGGAGAACUGUGUCUGCCUCCUGCGGAACCUGUCCUACCAAGUCCAUCGGGAGAUCCCCCAGGCCGAGCGCUACCAGGAGGCCCCCACCGCCGGCGCCAACCACGCCGGGCCCCACGCCGCCAGCUGCUUCGGGACAAAGAAGGGCAAAGACGAGUGGUUCUCCAGAGGGAAAAAACCCGUGGAAGAUCCAGCCUCAGACAUAGUGGAUUUUCCCAAAAGAACCAGUCCCGCACGAGGGUAUGAACUGCUCUUCCAGCCAGAGGUGGUCCGGAUAUACAUCUCACUCCUCAAGGAGAGCAAGACCCCCGCCAUCUUGGAGGCCUCAGCCGGAGCCAUCCAAAACCUGUGUGCUGGCCGCUGGACGUACGGCCGGUACAUUCGGUCCGCCCUGCGCCAAGAGAAGGCCCUGUCCGCUAUCGCCGACCUCCUGACCAACGAACAAGAGCGGGUGGUGAAAGCAGCCUCCGGAGCCCUGCGCAAUCUGGCCGUGGACGUGCAGAACAAAGAGCUGAUCGGGAAGCACGCCAUCCCCAACUUGGUGAAGAACCUGCCGGGCGGGCAGCAGAACUCUUCCCGGAACUUCUCCGAGGACACCGUGGUCUCCAUCCUGAACACCAUCAACGAGGUCAUUGCCGAGAACUUGGAGGCGGCCAAGAAGCUGCGGGAAACGCAGGGCAUCGAGAAGCUGGUGUUGAUCAACAAAGCGGGGAACUGCUCAGAGAAGGAAGUCCGGGCAGCGGCACUCGUCCUGCAGACGAUCUGGGGUUACAAGGAGCUGCGGAAGCCUCUGGAAAAGGAGGGGUGGAAGAAAUCAGACUUCCAGGUCAAUCUAAACAAUGCCACUCGGAGCCAGAGCAGCCACUCAUAUGACGACAGCACUCUGCCCCUCAUUGACCGGAACCAAAAAGCAGAUAAGAAGCCCGACCGGGAGGAGAUCCAGAUGAGCAGCAUGGGUCCAAAUUCAAAGUCAUCAGAUAACUAUGCCACGCUGAACGAACGGGGGGACCACAACCGGACACUGGACCGAUCUGGGGACCUGGGGGACAUGGAGCCGAUGAAGGGAAACCCCUUAAUGCAGGAGGAAGGGCAGGAAUCUCUGCAGGAGGUGAAUGAGUUGGUUUUGGAUGAGGGUGACGAGUUGUGUUACCCCCACAUGCAGAAGAUAUAACACCACAGCUUCGGCUCCACCUGGGUUUAUAAUAUAUAAUAUAUAUAUAUGUGCAUAUAUAUAUUAUAUAUACUCUUUGUGGUGAGAUGGACUGAUCAUCCCCGUUCCCUCCCACCCACCCCCCGUUUUUUUUUUUUCUUUCGCUGGACUAUUGUGCCAACUGCCGGGCUGCCCCCUGCCCUACCAGUUUUGGGUGGGGACCCCUCCUCAUUCCCCACCUUUUCCUGUGAAACCCCCCCUCCACCCCAACUCCUGGAGAAACCUGACUCAGCCGCUUAAAUAGGACGCCUCGCCAUCUCCGACCUCGUUACGCUCUUUCCAGCUUGCCUUCCCUGUCGGCACUGCCCGAACUCCUGGCCCGAGCGGAAACCGGGGACCCUUUGCCAAAGCCUGCAGAAGAACUGCCCCUUAGGGGCCACGGAUCUGGAUUCUAGCAAAACCCAGACAACCCCGAGGAAGUGCUGUGGACGGGGGGAAGAGGGGAGAAGAACGUUGGGCUUUGGGGAGGGGGAAGAGUCACGGUGGGGACUCUUCUCAGUUUGGUUUUUGUUUGGAUUUGUUUGUUCGUCUCUCACCAAUCCUCCUUGUCCUGAUUUUUGAGUUUGAAAAGAAGAAUGCUGGGAACCAUGGACCGUUUAAUUUGAGGAUGCCCCCAUCCCCCCGCCACGUUUGAAGCAACUCCUUAGAACUGUAAGCCAGGGGGAACCUCCCCACUCUCCCACCGAGGAACUGGGGACUGACCGCCCAAGGGAGUUUUCGGACUCGGUUGCUUCACAGCGUCCCUGGUCCUCACGGCUGUGUGGCCACUGCAGCGGACUGGCCCGGGGCCCGGCCAUUUGGCUACCCUCUGGCCCGGGCAGCAACCGUGGCUCUGGGGAAAAGUUGGGGGGUUUGGGGAGGGGUCUUGAAGGGGCUGUUGAGUGCCAGGUGUCAGGGAGGAGAAGAGGGUGCGGGAGAGGAGAUGGAAUGGCUCCCAUCAGUUAAAGCGUUCACAGAGGAGAGUGGGAGGAAUGUAUAUAGCGGGGCUUGGGUGGGAGUCGCGGUGGGAAGCUUUCAGCUUUUCUUUUUCCUCUUCCCCUUUCAGCUUCUUCUUGUCCUUGGGCCCCACCCCCCAACCACCAACACACACACACACACAUACACACGCCUUCUCUUUCACUUUCUCUCUCCUUAUUUUUCCUCCUCCCCCCGGGGUGGCCGGCUAAGAGUAGGACCCGUAUGUACAUAGCUCCCACCCGUCCUCUCCCCGUGCAGGGGGGCUGCCCCCUGGCUCUGUCUCUCCCAUGUGCCUUUGGCCCGGGGCUCUCCGCUUCCCCUCCACCCCUCUCCAUGUGCCUUUCUUUGCCGCCGCAGCCUCGAUUUUCUGAUGAUUUUUGCAAAUUAGUUUGAAUUCCUCCCCUCCCACCUCCCCUCCGGAGAGGAAGGGAAGAGAAGUAAAGAUCUGGGGUCUUGGGGUGGGUAGGGGAGCCGGGGGAGCCCUAGUGCUGGGUGGAGGGAGAGGCGUUCCCAUUUCGGCCUUAACACAGUCCGUGCGCCACAGUGUGGAAUUGGGAUUUCCAGCAAUAAUCCUUUCUGAUGGAUUCCCUGAAGGGGAGGGUGUUAGUUUUAGGUCUCCAUCAUCCCCUGGAAGCGGAGGGGGAGGUGGAGGGCUGCCUACCCCCAGCCACUGAGGGCCAAGGGCAGGUCAGGGGAGCGCAUUUGGCCACCUCCCCGCUCUCUCCCGAGUCGGAAACCCCGGCUGACACAACUGGAAGACCUCCCCUGAAUGGCUGGGGUUUGGGGGCUAGAGGAGAGAUGUGCAGUCCCUUGCCCUUAGACAUCGGGGGCUCCCCCUCUCCGCCCUCACCCCUCGCUGGCAGAGGGGAGCCCUUGGCACGCUCGGUGGUGAUCCCGAGAGCCCGCUCGCUGCACUGGGGGAGACGCCUGCAGCCUGGGACGACCCCUUGCCCAUCUUUCUCCCUCUCUGCCUCUUAUUUUUCUGGUGCUCUUUUUCUCGGUGGGCGGGGUGGGUAGCAGGGCAGAUCUGGGCUUUGGGGACCUUUUUUUAUUUUUCUUUGUCUGUAAAACACUAACCGAUCAAUUCCAGAGGAACCAAAAAUCCCACCUUCCCACCGAACACUACUCUGGGAGGAUCUCCCAUUCAAUUCUCUGACUCUGUCUUUUUCCAUCUCCUGCCCUCUUCUCUCCUCUUUUUCUCUUUCUCUCGCUCUCUUUCUCUCUCUCUUCUCAUUAACGCUUUUAAGACAAAUGAGUUUUUUAUAUAAAUAAAGUUUUUAAAGUGUGUAUUUAGGGGAAA